GUUCUGGGGCUCCCUAGCGCGGCCGUGUGCGUGAUCCGCCAGGCAGCCUGCCCCCUUUCCCGUCCCCCUCGCUGAGGGGCUGCUGGGGAAGGGCCAGGUGUCUGUCCGGCCCGCCGCCGGGCGGGGGUGGGCCCGCCGGCCCCUGACUCGACUGCCUCACAGCUCCUGUGAGCUAAAGCGGUUUUCCCGAGAGCAGCCUUCGAUGCUUCGAUGGCUCUGUUAAAGGUGUUCGUCUUCAGUCUGACUCCCAAAAGCACUGCAUGCUUACGAGGCCUCCAUUUGAAGAUGGUGGGAAUUUCACCUGCUCAGUAUUUACGGAAAACGGGUUUUCAGCCAUUACAGCAUGAGAAGCAAAACGUAAAAGGCAGCAAAGACGAGCUCCUUCUUGAAAAUCUCAGUACUGACUUUAAAAUGUCCUUCUUUCACACUGUGCGUAUCAAAGUUAUCGAAAAGUCGGGAAGAAUAACCAUGUUAAUGGGUUAAGAAUCGCUCCUGUGCAGUUUAGCAUCCAUACUUGUGCCCUAAGUUCUGUUGAUAAAACGAGACAGCUCAUUGUAUGUAAAAUUAAACAUGCAUCCGAGUAUAGGAAUGCCAACGUCUUCGGUUGCCAAGACUUUAUUCUCAGAAGACCAUUCUUAUUCAAGAAUGGAAUGAGGGGGCAUAGUGCUUUUGCAUCUCUGUGAGUGUCUGUGUUUAUCACAGUCCUGGAUAAUUAAACUAAUGGCCAAGUCCAGCAGGGUGUUGUUUCUAGCUCUUUUGUAUUGUAUGGGUUGCGCUAAUGAUCAAGUAUAUUGCAUGUCAAAGGAAGGAUAUCUCAUGUUGAGGAGAAUAGUCUGUAGAAUUGGUCUUUAUGUUUCAGGCAUUGAAAACCUCCCUUGUGAACUGCAAAGAAACUUCCAGCUGAUGCGCGAGUUGGAUCAGAGAACAGAAGGUGUGUUCAGAUAAGAAAGCAGAAAUUGACAGUCUUGCAGCAGAAUACAUCGAAUCAGUGAAGAACAUGUUGCCCGAAGAGCGAGUAGAACACCUGAAAAAAAUUCAGAGUGCUUACAGCAAAUGUAAAGAGUACAGCGAUGAUAAAGUGCAACUGGCCAUGCAGACCUAUGAGAUGGUAGAUAAGCAUAUUCGCCGGCUGGAUGCAGAUUUGGCACGGUUUGAAGCAGAUCUGAAAGAUAAACUGGAAGUCAGUGAUUUUGAAAACCCUGGAGCACGAGGCUUGAAAAAAGGACGAAGUCAGAAAGACAAAAGAAGCUCUCGGGGUCGAGGCAGACGAACAUCUGAAGAAGACACACCAAAGAAAAAGAAACUCAAAGGAGGAUCUGAGUUUGCUGAUACCAUCCUGUCAGUGCAUCCCUCAGAUGUCCUAGACAUGCCAGUGGAUCCCAAUGAACCUACCUACUGCUUGUGUCACCAGGUGUCAUAUGGAGAAAUGAUUGGCUGUGACAACCCAGAUUGCCCAAUUGAAUGGUUCCACUUUGCUUGUGUAGACCUCACCACCAAACCAAAAGGGAAGUGGUUUUGUCCACGUUGUGUUCAAGAGAGAAAGAAAAAGAAGUAAGGAGUACAGGGAAUACAUCCUCUGAGUGUAACGUCUCAAAUGUGUCAGACCAACUGAACUGAUCUGGGUGAUAACUGUCCUAUUCAGAACAUAUCAGCAUGGAGGCUCUACCAAUUGUCACAGGCUCAAGAGCAUUUGGUGGCUGUUUACAUCUGAGUUUAGAGAUUUUUGGCUCUGUUUUAAAUGGAAAUACCAAUAGCCUUCAUUUUUGGUCACUAAGGAAUUGAAAUCUUUCUCCUGAAUUUUGAAUGUACAGUGUUAAAUAUACUUUUAUGGAGAAGGAUGAACAAGGCUGUGAUAUGUGAAGGAAUGUUCCACUAAAGAUUGUCAAGAUACUUAUAUACUUUGUGGUGUUCAGCUUUAUUGCAGUUCAUCCAAACUGGACGUAAAAACAACCGUUAACCUGAUUGUUUUAUUUUUUAAAGGAGUUAGAUCUAUAUUCCCUUUGUAAAUGGAAGAGAAUAUAACUCUUUUUAUUAAAAAAAAAAAAAGUAAAGUAAAAAAUGUAUAUCUGUAUUUUUGGA
Struthio camelus australis is the source of this 2079-nucleotide messenger RNA. Lineage: Eukaryota; Metazoa; Chordata; Aves; Struthioniformes; Struthionidae. The record is from RefSeq and is a predicted model, not a curated record.